UUGAAAUCAUGGGAAGACUAUUUGCCUCAUUGUGAAUUUGCAUACAAUCAUGCUGUGCAUUCUACUUCUAAGUUUUCUCCUUUUGAAAUUGUUUAUGGGUUCAAUCCCAACUCUCCUUUGGAUUUAAUCCCUUUACCUGAGUGUGAAAGGGUCAGCUUUGAUGGCAAAAAGAAGGCAGAGAUGGUGAAGCAACUCCACGAGCAGGCUAGGCUCAACAUUGAGGCGAAAACCAAACAGUAUGUUAAGCAUGCCAACAAAGGAAGGCGUGAGAUGGUCUUUGAAGUGGGUGAUCAGGUCUGGAUUCACCUAAGGAAAGAGAGGUUUCCAAAUGAAAGGAAGUCCAAGCUAAUGCCGCGGAUUGAUGGACCUUUUGAGGUCAUAAGGAAGAUCAGCGACAAUGCCUACAAGCUGGAUUUGCGAGGUAAGUAUGAUGUGAGUAAUAGCUUCAAUGUUACUGACUUGAUUCCUUUUAUUGCAGAUGAGCCAGAUUUGAGGACAAAUCCUUUUCAAGUGGGAGGGGAUGAUAUGAUCAUGGACCAGCUAGUUGAUAAAGAUGGAGAAGGAGAGACUGAAGAUACACUAGCUGAAGAAGAAGAUGUCCUAGCCAUUCCCACAGGUCCCAUAACUCGUGCAAUGACAAGAAGACUCAAGGAAGCUGAUCUAUCCCGAUCCAUCCAGAGACGCAUCCUAGGAGUUCAUCACAAAGUCUCUUAA
Messenger RNA from Brassica napus (rape), 714 nucleotides. RefSeq lists its product as uncharacterized. NCBI's taxonomy places the organism in Eukaryota, Viridiplantae, Streptophyta, Magnoliopsida, Brassicales, Brassicaceae. The coding region runs from base 181 to 714 and encodes 177 amino acids. The transcript is spliced from 2 exons. The record is from RefSeq and is a predicted model, not a curated record.